AUGACCGGCGAAUUGCCGAUUUUGCCCAAUCCUCACCAGCAGCAGCGGCUGUUGAGCGAUAUUUCACGCAACCGGGCGACGGCCAAAAUAGUCCAGGGCGACGAGGCAAAGGAAAAGCGGCCCAAGGCGUGCACACUGUGCCGCAGGAGCAAGGUCAAGUGCGAAAAGGAUAGUAACGACGAAAGCUGUAAGCGGUGCCGUGCACAGAACCUGCAAUGUGUUUACGAGUACAAAAUCGCAAGUUAUAAGGUGGUUGGUGAUGCGAGCACAAAGGAGGUGUCGAAGAUCGUCAAAUCUCCUCCGAAACCCGCCAGUAAGCUGGCUUCCGCACAACCUUCGCCCAUGCCCAACGCAAGCUCAAGCCGGACCGCCUCGCUGUCGCAUAUUUUGAACCCGCCUCAGCCAAAACCAGGUGCCGGCUGGCACUCGUCGGUGGAGGACCGAUUGCAGGAUUUUGGCAGCAAGCUGGGUAACAUCCUGACUAUCCUGCAGACUCCAGAGUCUCCAUCGCGGCCCAUGCUUGUAAAGGCUUCCUCGGAGGGCGCUCCGCGGAACGGUGCCGAACCUCAGUCUUUGUCCGAUAUCCUGUUGCUCAGCGAGGCCGAGGAGUUAUUCCGGUUCUUCGACUCAAAUAUCUCUCCACAGCUGUUCGGAUUCAACAUCUCGCAAUACUCUGUCAACGAGCUGUGGACUCACUCUCCUCUCUUGCUUGCCAGCGUGUGCGCAAUCGCAUCUAUCCACCACCCGCUUCUCAGCCAUUUGUUCCGCCAACUCGAACAACUAAUCCACAAAAUGAGCCAGCAUCUGCUGGUGCGAGUGCCCACCACGGAGCUCGAUACGUUCAACACUGUGCUUGCGCUAUGCUUUUGUGCUUUUUGGUUCCAGGAGAACCAGAUGUUCACAGGCAUGGCUCUCCAGCUGGCCAGCAACCUCAAGCUGAACAAACUAUCCAAGAAUUCUCAAGUUUCCGACAAAAACAAGCUCAAGCUGUGGUAUCUCCUGUACAUUCUCGAUGGCCAGCAAUCGCUGGUAUUUAAUAGACAGCCUCUGAUGAACUCGCAAGACAAAACACUAAAGGAAAGCCGAAGCCUGCUUCUCGAGGACGACACCGACGGAGCUGCUCCUGACGAAAACUAUUCCAACCUGCGACUGGUAUCCCAGGUGGAAUACAACCAGGCGAUUAGCAAAGUGUUCGAGGGCGAUGCGUGGGAUCUGAUGGCGCCCGCAUCUUUUGGACUACCGUUCAAGACGAACCUCGAGCUCGACAAGUGGAUGGUCCAGUGGACUGUCAUGCUGUCGCCUUUCAACAACGCCCCGAUCUGGUCGAGCAAAAGCACACUUAUAUACUACAACUUUGCCAAAAUGCACAUCAACUCGGCAGCAGUGAGGUCUUUGCACAUGGAGGGAGACGAGCUUCCGCGCUGGGAGGAGGUUGAGUCCGACCAGAUUGCGAAUUUGGAGGAGGGCCAGAACAUCUUGCAGCGAGAAGUUAGCGACGAUGACGACGACGACCAUUAUGAGCUGGAAAUGUCUCCCCAGCAGUCCCGCAUGGUGUCGACGGAGAUGGCUCUGUCGUCUGCAGAGACGGUGCUGAACCUCGUGCUUGCCGAUACCGAUAUUUUGUCGGCCCUGAAGUAUGCUCCUGUGCAUAUUCAUGUGAUGCUCUACUAUGCUGCGAUGCUAGUUCUCAACCCGCCAGAGUAUCUGUCGAGCAAGGAGAAGAGCUUUGAGGACACUCUCAAUGCCGUCGCCAUCGUCAAGAAGCUGCGGUCGGUGAUUUUGGGCAACUUGCCGAUCGACAAGAGUUUUUCAAGCAAGCUGAUAGAAGCACUAUCUCGACUGCUUCAGGAGAGAGUGAAGAAGCUGAAGGAAGAUAUCAGCGACGAGCAGAAGGUCGAGCUGGACAGGGUGCUUAUGAACAACGACACCACCUCAUUCACGAAAAAGAGAACGCGGCAAAUCAGCGCAUGGCCCGGAUACGACCAUGGCCAUCCCAGCAAAAAGAGGGCGGUUGAAAACUCUGAUCCCUAA
Ogataea haglerorum is the source of this 2031-nucleotide messenger RNA. RefSeq lists its product as uncharacterized. The transcript has a single exon. The record is from RefSeq and is a predicted model, not a curated record. Gene Ontology annotation, biological process: DNA-templated transcription; regulation of DNA-templated transcription. Gene Ontology annotation, molecular function: zinc ion binding; DNA binding; DNA-binding transcription factor activity, RNA polymerase II-specific. NCBI's taxonomy places the organism in Eukaryota, Fungi, Ascomycota, Pichiomycetes, Pichiales, Pichiaceae. The coding region runs from base 1 to 2031 and encodes 676 amino acids.